Molecule: messenger RNA, 424 nt
Organism: Habropoda laboriosa
Lineage: Eukaryota; Metazoa; Arthropoda; Insecta; Hymenoptera; Apidae
Exons: 1
Coding region: 1-351 (116 amino acids)
Source: RefSeq, a predicted model, not a curated record
AUGAGUGAUGUAAUUUCAUCAGAAUCUAUGAACACUUUGGGUGUCAUAGAUUCGAAAAUCAUGGGCAUUCUCAAUCCAACAAUGCAUCAUCAUGAUCUAUUACAAAGCUACGUGCGUGCACCGGCGGAGAGCACUUCAAACUCGAAACAAUCCGGAGAAUCGGAGAAUCUCGAUAAAACCCCUUCAUCUUUGGGAACCUGUCUCGAUACAGAAUUCACCGACGGCGUUGAUAAAGAAAGUCGCGUCGACGGUGACAAGAAAAAGAGAAAGAACGAUAAACAGCAACCAAAGAGCAAAUCUGAUAAAUUGUCAGUCGAAUCGGAAAUGAGUAUUCAAAAGAAAAAAAAAUGACGUCGGCAGAACAACGGUGCUCGUCGUCAAGAAGAGGUAUACACCGAUAAGGAUCGUGCUGCCGCCGUAAAUA